AUGAGAAAUCAUACAGCAAUAACAACAUUCAUUCUGCUGGGAUUGACAGAUGACCCAAAACUACAAGUUGUGCUUUUCAUAUUUUUGUUUCUCACCUAUAUAUUUAGUGUGGCUGGGAAUCUCACCAUUAUCACCCUGACACUUUUGGAUUCCUGCCUUAAAACACCCAUGUAUUUUUUUCUCCAAAAUUUCUCUUUCUUAGAAGUCUCAUUCACAACUGUCUGUAUUCCCAGAUUUCUAUACACCCUGACAACUGGAGAUAAUACUGUUACCUAUAAUGUUUGUGCCACCCAAUUAUUUUUUGUUGUCCUUUUUGCAGCAACGGAAUUUUUUCUCCUUGCUGCCAUGUCCUAUGACUGCUAUGUAGCCACUUGUAAGCCUCUGCAUUACACAACCAUCAUGAACAACAGAGCCUGCACUACAUUCAUUCUCUGCUGCUGGUUUUCUGGCCUGUUGAUCAUCAUCCCACCUCUUGGCAUAGGCCUCCAGCUGGAAUUCUGUGACUCGAAUGUGAUUGAUCAUUUUGGCUGUGAUGCAUCUCCCAUUCUACAGAUAACCUGCUCAGACACAGUGUUUAUAGAGAGAAUUGUCUUAAGUUUUGCCAUGCUGACACUCAUUAUUACCCUAGUAUGUGUAGUCCUCUCCUAUACAUACAUCAUCAAGACCAUUCUAAAAUUCUCUUCUGUUCAACAAAGGAAAAAGGCUUUCUCUACAUGCUCUUCCCAUAUGAUUGUUGUUUCCAUCACCUAUGGUAGCUGCAUCUUCAUUUACAUCAAACCUUCAGCAAAGGAAGGAGUGGCCAUUAACAAGGUGGUUUCUAUGCUCAUUACUUCAGUUGCCCCUUUGCUUAACCCAUUCAUUUAUACACUUCGAAAGAAACAGGUGAAAGAUGCCUUCAAAGAUGCAGUCAAACGGAUUGCAUUUCUGACGAAGAAGUAA
This is a messenger RNA of Pongo pygmaeus (Bornean orangutan), 939 nucleotides long. Its product is annotated as olfactory receptor 6C2-like. The coding region runs from base 1 to 939 and encodes 312 amino acids. Gene Ontology annotation, biological process: G protein-coupled receptor signaling pathway. NCBI's taxonomy places the organism in Eukaryota, Metazoa, Chordata, Mammalia, Primates, Hominidae. Gene Ontology annotation, molecular function: olfactory receptor activity; G protein-coupled receptor activity. The transcript has a single exon. Gene Ontology annotation, cellular component: membrane. The record is from RefSeq and is a predicted model, not a curated record.